ACGCUUAGAAACCUUCUCAGAACCGAAAGCGCAAAUCAAGGCUGACCUAACCGAAAGAGCGAAACGUGGAAUCAUUCCCAGUCACAACAGUGAUCGAUGAGGGAAUGCCCAAUAAUCCCCCAUUCCAGUUUGGCUAUGCAUUGUCUUCACAGGGAGAACCCGUCCCCCAGUACAUUAUGUAGGGUUUCCGAAAGAAGUGAUGUGAUGUUAACCUGACGUAGUGUUUCUGCCGAGGGGAGAAAAGACGAAGCUUUGUGCAGAGACACAGGAUAGUGGCGUGUGUCUGUCUACGAGUGCGAGGCAGCCCUUGCCCCUUUAACUGCUGGCGCUGUGCAUUGACUCUGGGUAUUACAGUAGGUGUCAGUAUAGUUUCUUGCCCAGUCGCUGCCGGGGCUCCCAAUGCUGGCUGGUAGCCACUCUCCGUCUGCAGGAGGACAAUCUCGAUCGCUGUUUUCUUUCUUUUUAUCGUUCCCCGAGGAAAAUAAAAAUCCUCAGUAACUUAAACAUCAUCCGACAGUCGCCGUGAGAACAAGAACUGAACUCUCAAUAGAAAUUCGACCAAGUGCAUGCAACAGAGAGGGAGCUGCACAUAAGAGAGAAAGAGGGAGAAUCUUGUUUAUUUUAAUCCGAUCUGCGGCAGGACCCAAUUCAUAACAAUUAGUCAGCCGUAGCCGGAAAUCUCCCCAGCUCCGCGCCGCUGAAGGAAUAGUGCAGGCUUACAAGUGGAAACUGGAUGAGGAUGCUGGAGUUACAACCAAGACAGCGAUUCCUGACCUCGGAUCACACUUGAGCACAAAACAGGGAGUGGGGUAAAGGUCUUUAUACCUGCAAGGACAAUUCGGGGGAGAAUUUAAGUCCUCGAACAUCAGCCCACUUUAGCUCCCUCUGCACCUACAGCCUCCCGGCUGCCGUUCAGAUGCACCCAUGGUCGAUGCCAAGAACAGGAACAUGAAGUGUCUGACUUUCUUCUUGAUGCUUCCAGAGGCGGUGAAGAAAUCCAAGAAGGCAUCGAAGGCCAGCCGGCUGCCGGUGUGCUACGAGAUACUCACGCUCAGGAAGAGGAUGGCCGCGGAGAUGUACAGCGCCAAGAAAGUGGCCGGCCCCAGCAUCAGUGUCCAGAGUCAUCAGCAGAACCUCAACAACAACAACACCAUCCAGGGGACUAACUGGCAGGGGCUGUACCCCACCAUCCGAGAGAGAAAUGCUGUGAUGUUUAACAAUGAUUUGAUGGCUGAUGUUCAUUUUCUGGUUGGACCACAAGGUGGGACCCAGAGGUUGCCAGGACAUAAGUACGUUUUGGCUGUUGGGAGCUCAGUAUUUCAUGCAAUGUUUUAUGGGGAUCUUGCUGAAGAUAAGGAAGAAAUUAGAAUUCCUGAUGUUGAGCCCGUUGCUUUUCUCGCUAUGUUGAAGUACAUCUACUGUGAUGAAAUCGAGCUAGCUGCAGAUACAGUCCUGGCCACUCUCUAUGCGGCCAAGAAGUACAUUGUCCCUCACCUAGCUCGAGCUUGUGUUAACUUCCUGGAGACCAGCCUGAGUGCCAAGAAUGCCUGUGUGCUGCUGUCCCAGAGCUGCCUCUUCGAGGAGCCCGAUCUGACCCAGCGCUGCUGGGAGGUCAUCGAUGCCCAGGCUGAGCUGGCUUUGAAGUCUGAGGGUUUCUGUGACAUUGACUACCAGACGUUGCAGAGCAUCCUGAACAGGGAGACUCUCAACACCAAGGAAAUCACCCUGUUCGAGGCGGUGCUGAAUUGGGCGGAGGUGGAAUGCCACCGGCAGGAGUUGACCACCAGCAUUGAGAACAAGCGCAAGGUCCUGGGCAAGGCGCUGUAUCUGGUCCGCAUCCCGGCCAUGACACUGGACGACUUUGCCAAUGGGGCGGCCCAAUCCGGGGUGCUGACGCUCAAUGAGACCAACGACAUCUUCCUGUGGUACACGGCAGCCAAGAAGCCAGAGCUGGAGUUCGUGUGCCGGCCUCGCAAGGGCCUGGCGCCCCAGCGCUGCCACCGCUUCCAGUCUUGCGCCUACCGCAGCAACCAAUGGCGCUACCGGGGCCGCUGUGACAGCAUCCAGUUCGCUGUGGACAGGAGGGUCUUCAUCGCUGGCUUCGGCCUGUACGGCUCCAGCUGCGGCUCAGCCGAGUACAGCGCCAGUAUUGAGCUGAAACGACAGGGCCUCAUCCUGGGCCAGAACUUCAGCAAGUUCUACUCGGAUGGUUCCAGCAACACCUUCCCCGUGUGGUUCGAACACCCGGUGCAGGUGGAGCCAGACAUUUUCUACACAGCCAGCGUGGUGUUGGAUGGCAACGAGCUGAGCUACUUUGGGCAGGAGGGGAUGACUGAGGUGCAGUGCGGAAAGGUCACCUUCCAGUUCCAGUGUUCAUCAGACAGCACCAACGGCACAGGCGUUCAAGGUGGACAACUCCCAGAGCUAAUAUUCUAUGGCUAAAAGGCAACAGUGACUCACUGGAAAGCCUUCCAAUUCGCACUUCAGUCUGCCUAGUGUGACCUGUACACAUUAUGGAGCUAAUUGUAAACUCAAACACUUGCAGCUGAGCGGAAGUCAUGCCCUGCUGCCUCUAUAAGUGCUUUCCAGUCCAGUCCCAAUCUCAAGCUCUCUGUCCAAAGUUUGCAAAUUGCAGCACGUCAAGUGUGCAUCCAAGUACUUUUUCUAAGCUAGCAGCUCCGAGUGUUCACAGGGAAAGAGAGCAGUCAGGGGACUAUCUCCCAUUCCCAGUAAUUGUAAAGCACAUUCAGAAAGCAUGCAUAUAUAUAGAAUAUGCCUCUGUUAAAUGUGCCGAUCCAUAAGUGGUCAAAUUUAAAUUUAUGCACAUGACUUUCCUGCCUAUUUUACAGGCAAUGAAUUCCAAUUUUCAUCACAUUUGAAUGAGAAAAAUUCUCCUAAGCACGCCUUUUAAUACACUUUCCAAUCCCCUUUAAUCGAUGCCCCCUGAUAAAAGAACUCUCAAACACUUAAAGAUAAUUUAAUAUGCCCCUAUUUUAAUCUCUUUUCAUCCUUUUUGUUUCAGUUUUUCUAAGUAUCUAAAAUCUAGCAAGUAUUACAAAUUGAUGGUCUCUUGAUCAACAGCUUCAUCUACAUCCAUAUGCUGUUCUAAAAUCACCGCUAGCUGUUUCCCUUUUCUACGCAAAUAAUGGUUUAUUUAAGGAAAGAUGUACUGUCAAACUGUUCAAGUUGAUUCCUGAGCUAGGGGUGCUAAUUUAUGAGCAGCUUGAGCCUGUUUUUAUUGGAGUUUAAAAGAAGCAGUUGGUGAUUUUACUGAAACCUGUGGGAAUCUGGGGUGUGGUGGAGGAAGGUGUAGCGCUGACAGAGAGAUGGGGUGUAGGCAGGGUAAACAGUGGACCUUUCCCCUUCCUGCAUAGUCUAGAUUUAUGAAGCAUACUUUUAGAACAGGGUGUCUCCUAAUUUAACAGGCAGGAGAAAAAAUAUCUUUGAAGUUUUUUGAAACGCUUGCUCCAGAAUUCUGUGCAGGCUGAGUCAUAAAAUCUGUCCGAGGCUGAGUUAGGUUGAUGUUGGUUUUUAGGGAGUUGACUGUUGUGGAACUGAGACCAAGAUCAGAUCAGCCAUGAUCUCAAUGAAUAGUGGAACAAUCUUGAAGGGAAUGUGGUUAAUUCUGUUCCUUUUAUGUCCAUGUAUUUAAUACUGUUUGGUUAGCCUAGGUGUAAAAAUUAUAUUCACCUAUUCACCAGCAAAGGUGAAAGGUCUAGGAUAUUCAUCUUGUAAUGGAUUACAAUAGUUAUCAGGAUACUGUCGCAGAAUGGACUGAAUGGUCCAGCUUUCCUUACCUCCAUCCUCUGCAAAGCAGCGAAGUAAGAACAGCUACAAAUUUCUCCACCUUACUUUGUUCCCACUUGUCAUAAUGUGUAGAAGUACUUUUUAAUGGAGAACAAAUCUGACUUUAUUGCUGCCAAGGUAAUACAACAGGAGCACAAAUAGCGUGAUUGAAACGGAUAAACAGAAUUUUAAUAUGUGCAUGUCAGCUGAAAGAGUGGAUGUAAGGACGCAAAAGUCUUCCAGUGGAAGUUGAAAGGGUAUAAUCCUUCAUUUUUUUUACUGCUCAGGAUAGAACAUGAAUCAGAAAUUGUGGGUCGAAGUCACACUACAAAAACUUGAGCACAAAAUCAGCCUGUCUGUAUUCUAAGAAGAGAGUGUUGAUCUGCCAGAGGGACAGUCUUUUGCAUGAGACAUUAAAUGGAGGCUCUGUCUGAUCUCUCAGGUAGAUGUACUGAAUCAUAAACAGAAGAAUGUCUGCAGGUGCUGGAAAUCCAAAGCAACACAUGCAAAAGGCUGGAGGAACUCAGCAGGUCAGGCAGCAUCAAUGGAAAUGAAUAAACAGUUGACGUUUCAGGUCAAGACUCCGAAUAAGGGUUUCUUUCCAUUGAUGCUGCCUGACCUGCUGAGUUCCUCCAGCAUUUUGUGUGUGCUGUUUCAGAUGUACAAGACACCCUGAUGCUAUUUGGUAAAGAAGCAGAACGUUCCCCCUGGGAUCCUGUCUUGAGGCAAUCAGCAUUGAUAAAAUGGGACAUUUCUAAACAUUGUUCUAACAGUUUUUGCAAAUCCUACUUUGGCAAAAUCAGGUGGUGCAUUUCCUGUAUUAGAAGAGUAAUUAGAGAGGAUGUAGGGUGAUGUGGAAAUCCCUUUCUUCUUCCUCCAUCUAAUAAUAGCUGCUUACCCAUCUCAGUUAGAGUAGCUAGGUUCUACCACAAUUUCCUGUGGCUAGAAUCACUGAAUCCUAUAAUUUUGGGCAACCUUACAGACACUUGCUAGCAGUGAUAGUGGGAGAUCAGAAUGCAUAUUCUUUGCUUCUGUCUCACCCCUCCCCUUGACAACCUAAUGUAGAAGCAAAGGGGCAGUAUCUAUUCUGAUAUGAGAUCAUGGACUUGAAGCAUAACCCUUGCUUCUCUCUCCAUAGACGCUACCUAACCUGCCAAGUCUCUCCAGCAUUUACAUUUAUGUUAUACCAGUAUCUACCUCUAGUUCACUUGAGUUGGUCUGUAGACCAAUAUGACCAUUUUUUUCUAUGCAUAUAAUGUGUUAAGGAGAACAAAAAAACUGAAAAUCAAAUUUGCAAGAAAAUGUUUUGAAUUACAGUAAAUGCAUUUCAUCUCCAGAACAAUUUAGCUGAUCAGAAUGUGCUGGCCAUUGUCUUAUUAAAUUGUGUGGGAGGAUGAAAAGGCUGCAGAAAUCAAUGGUAGGUUGAUGUAAUAAAGAAUACUGUAAUCAUCUUCCAAGAGUUCCUCAUACAAAGCAAAUGAACCUUGUAAACAGAGAUUAGUUUGGCUACACUUUUUACAGUCUAAUUAGUAAGACCUUUCAAGGUUUCUGGAGUUUUUUUUCCUUUUCGUUCACUAGCACUGGCAAAUACAUUUUUGAUCAUAUAGCAAGAUACAAGAAAAAGAGAAAUGGUAAUAUUGAAUUAAGCAAAGCUUUUUUCUUUUCCUUUUUCCAUCUUUUUAUUAUCAUUAUUAAUAACAACAAAAUAAAAUUGGUACAUAGCAAAACUUACUGAAACAUUGACAUGAAGCUUGUAUGGGCUGACAGUUGGGAAAAGCUAUGCCUCCAAUCACCAGUUCACCUAAUAUUAGUUCACGGGUGAUCUAGUUGAACUUUUUCAGAUGUUUAGAGGAAUUGAUAGUAGACAGAGAGAUAUCAUAUGCUUCUCAUUGGAGAGGUCCAGAAUAAUUGAUUAGAACCUUAUAUUUGAAUUGUGUCAUUCAAUGUGUAAGGGUGUCAAGAAGCACUUACUCACACUAAGAAUGGUGGGAACCUGGAAGCGUCCUGCUUCAGAGUUGCAACCCCACCACCACCUAGCUCCAACAUUCUACCACCACCUACCCCAACAACCCUGCUGUCUCUACCAAAAACAAAAUUUCAACUCUGGGGAUCAUUGAAAAAAAUCAAAAUAGAAACCUCUUGGCUUUUGUUUACCUAGGGAUUAAGGGUUAAUUAACCAAAGUCGUUGGAGAGCUAGUGUCCAGAAAAUUCAUGAUCUAGUAGAAUGAUGGAACAGACCCAAGGAGAUAUAGAUCAGCUCAUCCCCUUCCUGCCAUCUGAACAGCAAACUACUCCAUCAUUCGCCUAGAUAAUAUUCAAGUAUUCACAUUUUUGAAUUGCAUACUCAAAAUAAAAAUAUAUUAAAUCAAAGGGGAAUAUUUGAAAUUCCCAUCUGUGCAAAGACUUAAGGAAAGAUGUAAAAGUCUAAGAAAGACCAUAUUGUUAUCAGGGCAGAGGAGUCAGUUAUAUCCUGUAUUUGUUGGAUCAGAGCCCAUACUUAAUCUCAUCUGAAUUAAGUGACCUAUUUCUAAGCACAAAUCAUCAAACAUGUUCGGUUGUUAGAGAUUGGGACGGGGAAGGUUGAGAAAUAAAAAAGAUUUUUCAAAUUGACCACAUUUGAAAGUAAUUGAUUAUAGACCAGCAAAGUUAUUGGCUAAAGAGCUUGACAGUAAAUUUGAGGAAAUGUUUCCACACAUAGAGUAGAUGGAAUCUGGAGUGAUUUGCUUGAAAAGAUGAUAAAUGGAAGCUAAUUUGAUAAAUAAUUUUGAAAACAAUUAAGGAAUUGAGGAUGAAGAAUUUAUCAACUAUGAACAAAAAAUGAGGGUGAGGAACCAAGCACAUCUUUUUCAAAAGGGCUUACAUUGACCUGAUGGGCCAAAUGGUCUCUUUUGUGUUCUAGAUUCCUAUCAUUUUUCAAUCAGCUUUUGGGGAAAGUUUUAGCAUGGUAUUCAAGGCCAGCAUUCAUGGUAUUGGGCAGCUUUUCAAGGCCAGCAUUCGUUUUGAAGUCUGGAAGGGGAAUUAUGGUGGCAGUAAUUAAUGAGAACAGACAGUAACUACUGAUUUAGCUCAUCUAUACCAGAUUAAAAAUAGCAGCUUCAAAGUCUAAUGGACAUAAUGUGGUUAGCUGACAGAAGCCAUGAAAUCAGGACAGAUACCCUUGAAGUUAUUUGUUAGACACAUUCUGAACCUGCAUCAAAAACGUGCCAUGCCACUUGGGCCAGCUAUCUCUUUUAAUCAGCUUCAUAAAAGUUAUAACACAAAGAAAUGGAUGUCACUUCUUUCAGUUAUUUAUCUAAAUCUUAUUAUGGGAAUCAAUCACAGAACUAAUAAAUGACAGAGAAUAGUAGGAGGCCAUUCAGCCCAAUAUACCUGUGCCAGCUCUUUAAAGGAAAUAGCUGAUAGUCCUUCUCAGUUAUAGGUUUAUUUUCCAUCCUCAGAUGAUGUGUUUCUUUAGGAAGUUACUACUUAUUCUGAAAAUUAGCAUGCAGCUGCACCUGGUAAUGAGGAGUGAAAUGUGAGUCUUUAUUGCAAAGAAAAUGGAAUGCCAAUAUAGGAAAGAACAGUACAGAGACCUGAAUAGACCACACCAGGAGUACUAAUUUUGGUAUGUUUAUAUAGGGAGGGUUCUAUUUGCCUUUAAAGUAACACAGGGAAUGUUUACUAGGUUGAUUCCUGUGAGGAAGCAGGUAAAGAUUAAUCAAAUAUAAUUUGAGUUUAUAAGAUUGAAAGGUAGUCUUUAUUGAAACCUGUGUUUUUUGGGGAUCUUGACAGGAAGGAUUUUUCCCUGAUGGGAAAGUCCAGAACUAGAGGGCAUAAUCUCAGGAUGACGGUUGGUUACUUAAGGCUGAAUUGAGGAGGCACUUCUGAAGAUAUAAAGAUUAGCUUUAUUUGUCACACGUGCAUCAAAGUGAACAGUGAAAUGCUUCAUUUAUGUCAAUGUCCAACACAGUUCAAAUACCUGUUGAGGGCAGCCCACAGUUGUCGCCAUGCUUCUGGCACCAACAUAGCAUGCCCACAAAUUACUAACCCUUACCCAUAUGUCUUUUUGGAAUAUAGGAUGAAACUGGGGCACCCAUGGCCACGGGGAGAAUGUACAAGCUCCUUAUAGACAGCGGCAGAAAUUGAACUCUAUUCGCUAAUCACAGGCACUGUAAUAGUGUUACUCUUAACCACUACAUCACUGUGCUGAGUGAUGUAAAUCCUUAGAAUUACCUUCUCUCGAGAGCUCUAAAUGCUGAGACAGGUUUUCAGAAUACUGUGGGAACUGAGGAAUAUGGGGUAAGGCAAUAAUGUGGAAUUGAGCCCAAAGGUCAAAUCUGCCAUGAUUUUAAACGGCAGAGCAGGCUCAAGGCAUAUGACCUACUCAUGUACUUACAUGUUAUACUGCUGCAUUCAUCCCCAUUCUGAUCAGGAUAUGUUGAGUCACCUCAUCUUUUAAAUAGGAUCUUGGCCAUUCCUAGGAAUAAUAACACAUUACCACAUUUUUAAAAAUCUUGGCUUUCCUAAUAGUUCUCCCAGUUUUGUUUUUUUAAAGUUAAUGGCUAAAUGAUACCGUGUUUCAAUUUAUAAGACCAAAUGGUGUUGUAAUACAGAUAAGCCACCAAAGUUAAAACUACUCCCUUUAUAAUAGUUGCUUUGAAGCUUUGCAAGUAAAUGAUACAAACUGCUUGUGGGAGUGUAUCACAAAUUUGCUGAUUAUUGCAGCUCUGCAUUUUAGUUUGAUUUGCAAACCAUAACAGUUAUAUUUCAUACUUGAACAAGCAUCUGGCUAGACCAAUGCUGUUUCAAUAGAAGAAUUAAAGUGUCUAUGGACCUACUAACUGAAGUGAAAUGUGAUUUCUUUUUUUCUAAAAAAAAAGCAAUUUGAUAAAGAAGAAUGUUAUUGUGGUAUGUAGUUUAUUUCACAGCUUUUUUUAAAAAAAAGAAACAUUCAUUUGUUACUGCAUUGUAUAUUGCUCCUGUGAAAAUGGUGAAGUAACAAAUUUUAUUUGUGCAUCAGUCUGGCACUGUAUGUUUCAGUGAAAUCUAUACAUAUCUAUAACUAAAACCGUUUCCCAAAGUACAUAUUUGACACUGAUUAUAUAGUUUCUUAACUUGUGGUUGGCAACUGAAGUCUUUGUGAAGAUGAUAAAGUACCUCAAGCUUGAAAUUGUUGUACCUUCACAUGCUGUAAUGAAGCAGUCUGAAUGUUGUUAGACAGAUGAAUGUGUAGGAUUUAUUAAAACUUCAAAGGGAAAUAAAGAAAGCUGGUUCUUUGUUGUCUGCUAGA
Hypanus sabinus (Atlantic stingray) is the source of this 9055-nucleotide messenger RNA. Its product is annotated as BTB/POZ domain-containing protein 3. Gene Ontology annotation, molecular function: protein binding. Lineage: Eukaryota; Metazoa; Chordata; Chondrichthyes; Myliobatiformes; Dasyatidae. The transcript is spliced from 4 exons. The record is from RefSeq and is a predicted model, not a curated record. Bases 925 to 2442 code for a protein of 505 amino acids. Gene Ontology annotation, biological process: dendrite morphogenesis; neurogenesis; cerebral cortex development. Gene Ontology annotation, cellular component: cytosol.